Messenger RNA from Vanrija pseudolonga, 2633 nucleotides. It is a transcript of the gene sgd1, whose product is annotated as Suppressor of glycerol defect protein 1. Gene Ontology annotation, biological process: ribosomal small subunit biogenesis. The record is from RefSeq and is a predicted model, not a curated record. NCBI's taxonomy places the organism in Eukaryota, Fungi, Basidiomycota, Tremellomycetes, Trichosporonales, Trichosporonaceae. Gene Ontology annotation, cellular component: nucleolus. The transcript has 7 exons. The coding region runs from base 20 to 2599 and encodes 859 amino acids. Gene Ontology annotation, molecular function: protein binding; RNA binding.
UUCAUCAACAACAUACAACAUGUCAUUUAGAGGUGGACGAGGUAGGGGACGAGGAGGUGGAUCCAGGUAUGGUGGUCCCCGACUCCCCUCUACUCUGAUCGACGAGGUCAACGCGACAUACGGCACAUCUCAUCGCCAGACUGGCGUGCGCGCGAGGAAAGACGCCCGCAAGGAGGCGCGACGAGGGGGGCCAAGGCCUCAACAAGGCCGCCCUCAGACUCAGCCAAACCGCCGCCAAGUCGAGUCUGAUGACGAGGACGACGAGCCGGCCCGACCUCCACCAUCAGCCAAGGCAAAGGGCAAGCGACGAAUCUCGCCCGAGGCGGAGCCCGAGCCCGAGCCAGCACGCAAGAAGGCCAAGUCAAAGUCGGCCUUCAAGGACGAGGAAGAGGAAGAUGCUCCUGAGUCCAAUCGCAAGGACAAGGGGAAGAAGAAGAAGAAGAAAGAGAUCGUGCUGCCCGGGGAAGAUGCCGGGGAUGCCGAGGACGGGGAGAUUGCCUGGCUCGAGUACAUGCUCGCGAAUGAGAAGAAGGGCGAUGACGAGCUGAGUGAUGGUCUUGAUGAUCUCCUGGGCUUUGCAGGCAAGCUGGGGCCGGGUGGCAAGGGGCUGGCUCGCGGCGAGGUCAGUGACGACGACGACGACAGCGACCUCGACGGAAGCUUUGGCGGCGGUCUCGAGUUUGACAUCGGAAGCGACGAUGAGGUUGAUCUUGACGAGGAAGAUGAUGAGAGCGGCGAUGAGGAGGACGAGGACGAGAGUGCAGAGGAGGAAGAUGAAGAUGAGGAGGACGACGGAGACGAUGAGAGCGAGGACGCCGACGAUGACGAGGAGGAGAGCGAAGAGCAGGACGCCGAGACCAACGCUGUCGCCGACCCCCCAGCACCCGAUACUGCACCCGAAGCCGCACCAGCAGGGCGCUACAUCCCGCCACACCUUCGUGCAGCCGCACUUGCUGAGAAGUCGGCGGGUGACGGUGCCAAGGCGCUCGAACGCAUCAAGUUGGAGCGCAAGGCCCAGGGUCUUCUCAACAAACUGAGUGAGGCCAAUAUCGAGUCUAUUCUCGCCGAGAUUGAGAAGCUCUUCUCCGACUACAGCAGGAAUGAGGUCACUUCCACCAUCACAACCCUCGUCAUCCAGAUGAUUGGCGCCAAGGCCAACCUCCUCGACUCGUUUGUGGUCCUGUACGCGACCCUCGUCGGCGCCCUCCACCGUGUUGUCGGAAUCGAGUUUGGUGCCCACUUUGUGCAGACCCUGGUUAAGAAGUUCCACGCCUUGGCGGAGAGCAACGCUGCGGCCACUAGUACGGCUGCAGAGCAGGAUGAUGCCGAGACGGAUGCCGCCAAGGAGGCAUUCAAUCUCCUCACCCUCAUUGCCGAGCUGUACAACUCUGGCGUUGUGGGAGCCGGCCUCAUCUACGAUCUCAUCCGAGGAUACAUUGACGACGUCAUGGCUGAGCGCAGUGUCGAGGGAUUGCUCAAGAUUCUCAAGUGUUGUGGCUCGCAACUGCGUUCGGAUGACCCGGCAAGCUUGAAGGACAUUGUCGGUCUCGUUCAGGAGCGCACCCGCGGCAAGGAGAAGGAGAUGUCCACACGUGCCAAGUUCUUGGUCGAGACCAUGGUCAACGUGAGGAACGGCAAGACCAAGGGCCUCGGCGCAGAGCGAGACGAUGUUACGAGAAUGCGCAAGUUCCUCUCCGGUUUGGGCAAGAAGCGGAGGCUGUUGGCCCCAGAGCCGCUGCGAGUUGGUCUGCAGGACCUGCUCAACGCCGACGCUCGCGGUCGCUGGUGGAUUGUCGGUGCCGGUUGGUCUGGUAAUCCCCUUGUUGAGAAGGCUGCGGAGCUCGCCGCGGCUGGCAAGCCUGUCAAGGAGAAGAAGAAGGACCGCGAGGACGAGGAGGUCCUGCUGGAGCUUGCUCGCAAGCAGGGCAUGAACACGGACGUGCGCCGUUCAGUGUUCGUCGUCCUCCUCACGAGCGAGGACUAUGUGCACGCGUGCGACCGGCUAGACGCCUUCCGUCUGACCGACGUCCAGCAGCGCGAGUUUGUCCGCGUAACACUGCACUGCUGUGGAAUGGAGAAGACGUACAACCCGUACUACACCCUUGUGCUCAACAAUCUCUGCGCCAACAGCUACGACCACCGGUUUACGCUGCAGUACGCUCUGUGGGACCUGCUACGCGAGCUGCACGACGGUGGUGUGACAGAUCACCGGGCUGCCAACGUGGCCAAGACCCUCGCCUUCCUCGUCGGCCGGGGCAGCAUCGACCUGACCAUUAUCAAGGCCGUCGACUUUACCGACCUGUCCAAGGGCACGCGCAAGUUCUUGAACUCGCUGCUGCGGGGUGUUCUCGUCGCCACUCAGACCCCCUCACCGCUCCUCACAUUGCCCAAGGCGUUCAACCCCAAGAAGAACACGGACAUUGAGGUCAUCGAAGAGGUGUUUGACCGGACACUGAGCAACCCCGAGCUCGCUGGAGGCCUUGCGUGGGUGAUGCAGAGCAUCCAGAAGACGCCAGGCACGGGUACUGGCGAGCGCGAGGCUGAGGUGAUCAAGCUGGGAUCCGCCGCUGCCAUUGGCGUGCUGGCCCGCGCCAUCUAGUUGUAUCAUACUCCUCUCUGGAAAUGCCUGAUGC